Messenger RNA from Ceratina calcarata, 786 nucleotides. Its product is annotated as trypsin epsilon-like. Gene Ontology annotation, biological process: proteolysis. Gene Ontology annotation, molecular function: serine-type endopeptidase activity. The record is from RefSeq and is a predicted model, not a curated record. Bases 1 to 786 code for a protein of 261 amino acids. Lineage: Eukaryota; Metazoa; Arthropoda; Insecta; Hymenoptera; Apidae. The transcript is spliced from 2 exons.
AUGCUCAAACACCUCGUCGUUGUCUUUGCCCUCGUGGCCUUUGUGGCCGGAAACCCCAUCAACCAGACAAUGAUGAUCGACUUACGAAUGGAUGGCCGUAUCGUGGGUGGCGAACAGACCACGAUUUACACAGCGCCUUACCAAGUGAGUUUACAGAGAUACGGCAAUCAUUACUGCGGGGGUAGCAUAAUCGGCAGCAAAUGGGUGCUCACCGCCGGUCAUUGCGCAGAAGAGGCUGCCAGAACCUACAAAAUACGAUCGGGCUCUACCACCGCCCAUUUCGGCGGCUCGUUGCAUAACGUCGUAGAAAUUAUUCUUCACGAAUCUUACGACACCACCAAUAACGGCAUCCCGGUGAACGACAUCGCCCUAUUCCGUAUCGCCGACACAUUCCAAUUCGACAAUGCACAAAAAUCAGUGAAACUAUUUCAAGGAAACUCCGCCUCCCUGGCUGGAAAAUAUGCUCUGAUCACCGGCUGGGGAGACACCGAGUCCGGAAAUGCUCCAGAGGCGCUGCACAAGGUCUCUGUUCCUGUGGUCAACACGACGAGCUGCAACGAUGCUUACAGAAGCAUUGGCGGCGUUCCCAAGGGUCAGAUUUGCGCCGGAUACACGCAGGGCGGCAAGGACGCCUGCCAAGGGGACUCCGGCGGCCCCAUGGUCGUCAAUGACCAACUAGUCGGCAUCGUGUCGUGGGGAAUAGGUUGCGGCGGCCGUAAUCAGCCGGGAGUGUAUACGGACGUCUCGUACUACCGGCAAUGGAUCAAACAGAAUAGCGGCAUUUAA